This is a messenger RNA of Peronospora matthiolae, 741 nucleotides long. Lineage: Eukaryota; Oomycota; Peronosporomycetes; Peronosporales; Peronosporaceae. The record is from the annotation of a GenBank genome assembly.
AUGUAUGCCGCUCUGCUCGCAGUUUCGGCUUCAGAGCCGAACCCAGAGCCGUACCCAAAACAGUGCGGAAAUGAUUGGAUCAAGCACGACGCUGUGCAAUCGCUUCCCCAACAAGAUCCCGUGACUUUUUCCGCGAAGGCUGCCGCUAAAUUCCAGCCAACGCUCCUCGUUGUUCACGGAUGUCAUCCAUACCCCGCGGUGAACGUUUUGGGUCAGACUAACAGCGGUCUCCAGCCUUCAGGACGCUCUGAUGGCAAGUGCAAGGGAUCUGGACUGGGGGAUCAAGUUUACGCGCGUUCAGGUUGGUACGAGGACUCAUGGGGCAUUAUGUACGCGUGGUACGAACCGAAAGACGGCAAUGGCCACCGUCAUGACUGGGAGUAUGUUGUCCUUUGGACCGGCAAUCCGGAAGACCCGAAUGCGGAGCUUUUGGCGGUGACAACGAUAGCCGCUCACGGUCGGAUCAAAACGAUAGCACCUGGGGCUGAGUUUAGGGUCGGGUCAAGUGUCAAACUCGAGUACGAUUUCGUGGGUGAGAGGCACGCCAUCGCAUUGACUAGCAAGGAAGGCGGUAAGCUCCAGACGUUGAUCACGUGGGAGCAGCUGCCAGACAUUGCUCGGUGUGCGCUCAAUAAUGCCACAUGGAACGAAGGCAAGGUGAUGCCUCUGAGUGAUGCUGUGUUUCCGGAUCAUUUAGGAAAAGCUUGGCCUUUUGAUGGGCGCAUCGAAGCAAUCCGUUGA